Molecule: messenger RNA, 1764 nt
Organism: Condylostylus longicornis
Lineage: Eukaryota; Metazoa; Arthropoda; Insecta; Diptera; Dolichopodidae
Gene: Pdk
Product: pyruvate dehydrogenase (acetyl-transferring) kinase, mitochondrial
Exons: 7
Coding region: 253-1482 (409 amino acids)
Biological process (GO): protein phosphorylation; regulation of glucose metabolic process
Cellular component (GO): mitochondrion
Molecular function (GO): pyruvate dehydrogenase (acetyl-transferring) kinase activity
Source: RefSeq, a predicted model, not a curated record
AUGGGAUGGGAAAAAAUUGUCUUGUAAAUUUCACAUUUUAGUAGAGUUGGAAGUUGCAAAGAUAUUAAUCUUUGACACAUUUUAACGAAUUUGUAAUAAAUUUAAUUUAAUUCACAACACUUUGUGUAAAAUAAAAAUUCUCAGAAAAACUUUUUAUACUUUAACUUCACUAGAUAACACAGCUUUAAUAAGAAGUUCGAUUUAUUGUUUUAUUUUUUGCAAAAAAAGUAUAUACAUACACGUACAUGUGAAAUGAGGGUUAUUUUGCCAAGGCUCCGGAGUGUACAAACAUUUCUAGAUUUCUAUUCUCAAUUCAAUCCAUCACCGCUUUCCAUUAAGCAAUUUAUUGAUUUCGGUCGAAAUGCAUGUGAACAGAAAUCAUUUAUAUUUUUAAGAAAGGAAUUGCCAGUUCGUUUAGCUAAUAUAAUGAAAGAAAUCGCUCUUUUGCCGGAAGUGCUUUUAACAACGAAUUCAUGCAGUCAAGUUAGCCAGUGGUAUGCCAAAAGUUUUGAGGAUAUUAUACAAUUUGAAAAGUCAGAGCCGACUCCCAAGAUUUUGCAAAAUUUUUGUAAUACUUUAGUAAUGAUUCGCAAUCGUCAUUCGGAUGUUGUGCAGACAAUGGCACAAGGUGUUUUAGAGAUGAAAGAAACAUAUGGAGACAGUGUAGAAGCUACUAUGGAAACCUCAAUACAAUAUUUUUUAGAUAGACUCUAUAUGUCUCGAAUAAGUAUAAGGAUGUUGAUUAAUCAACACACAAUGUUGUUUGGACAACUGAACGAAGAUAAAGGUCGUCAUAUUGGAUGCUUGGAUCCAACUUGUGAUAUAUCAGCGGUAGUUCGAGAUGCAUAUGAAAAUUCUCGAUUUUUAUGUGACCAAUAUUAUUUAUGCAGCCCUGAGUUAAAAGUUACAGAACACAAUGAAAUUGAUAAUUUACUACCAAUUAACACUUGUUACGUACCAUCGCAUUUGUAUCACAUUUUAUUUGAAUUAUUUAAAAAUUCAAUGAGAGCUGUUGUAGAACAUCAUGAUCAUGAUAAAUCAGAUCAAUUACCUCCUGUGAGAGUUUUGAUCUCUAGAGGCCAUGAAGAUAUUUGUAUAAAGAUGUCAGAUGAAGGCGGUGGAAUACCACGAUCCUCGGUAGAUCAUUUAUUUAAAUAUAUGUAUAGUACAGCUCCUCAACCUUCAAAAUCUGAUUAUUAUACAGUUCCACUAGCAGGUUAUGGAUAUGGAUUACCAAUAUCACGAUUAUAUGCCCGUUAUUUACAUGGUGAUUUGAUUUUAUUGUCAACUGAAGGAUUUGGAACUGAUGCUGUUAUUUAUUUAAAGGCUUUAUCUGAUGAAGCAAAUGAACUUUUACCAAUAUUUAAUAAAACAAGCUCAAAAUUUUACAAAGCAACCAUUCCUACAGGGGAUUGGUCAAAUCAGGUGUUGCGUCAUAUAAAUGCCCCGAGGGUGUUGCGUCGAAGGAUGCAGAAACAGUAGUCUACGACAAAAAGUAGAACAGAAAUACAUAUUUACAUUGACUUUGCCAAAGAACGAGGUCAUCAGAGAUAAAUGUAUACAAGCAUUAGAAGAAAGGAAUUCGACACACCGAAGUAUUUUUAAUUUGUAAGAGCUUUAAAUUUUAUUUUGUUGCCUGUGGCAAAUAUAAUUUAAUCAAUUACCUUCUAAUGUUAAGGUUUGAACAAUUUAAAUAAAUAGGUAAUUUAAUUUCUAAUAAGAGAAAAUUAUAAUAUAUAAUAGAAAAUUUGUGAAUUUAGUUGA